Messenger RNA from Dermacentor albipictus, 1536 nucleotides. Its product is annotated as nose resistant to fluoxetine protein 6-like. NCBI's taxonomy places the organism in Eukaryota, Metazoa, Arthropoda, Arachnida, Ixodida, Ixodidae. The record is from RefSeq and is a predicted model, not a curated record. Gene Ontology annotation, molecular function: acyltransferase activity, transferring groups other than amino-acyl groups.
CUAUCCGGGCCAAAGACUUGGGAAAAGACGUCGCCUUCCAAGUGGUCCUAAACGCCUCGCUGUCCGUGGACACCUUCUUUCUACUAAGUGGACUGCUUCUCAUGUUCGUUUGCUACGGAAAGAUUCAACAAGACAAAGGCAGAUUUGACUUUUUGAUGUACUACAUACAUCGCUACAUCAGGCUGACGCCGCCAUUCCUGAUGGUGUCUCUCACGCUGAUUCUUGGCCCACCCUGGAUGAACGGUCCGAUCUGGCAUGAGACCGUAGACCGUUUCGCAGAAGGGUGCAAGCGCUACUGGUGGACCAACGUCAUUUACAUAAGUUCCUGGAUGAAGACCCAAGAAGUUUGCCUUCCACAUGGCUGGUAUCUGUCCUGUGACAUGCAAUACUUCAUCAUUGCCCCAAUCUUCUUUAUCACGCUUUACAGGCGGCCAGCCCUUGGCCUGGGUCUCAUAGGUGCCUUCGCCGUCGCCAGCAUGGUCGUAACAGGCCUGGUCACGUAUACCUACGACUACGGUCCAGUCGCACUAUUUUCUAUACCGGACGAUGAAAACCUGAACGCAUUCCUGAACGACAUCGCAUUUCGUCCGUACACGCAUUUUCCAUCUUUCGCCGUCGGCCUGUUUCUCGGAUACCUCAUCUACAAGUACAGACAGAUCAAGAUUAGCAGGCGGAUACAGCUGGUGGGCUGGCUGUCAUCGGUGACCACGGGACUGACCCUCGUGUACGGCGUUUACGACUGGAACGCCUAUUCACCGCCAGGACCUUUGCUCAGCGUGUUAUACGGUGCCACCAGCCGCCCCGCCUGGACAUUGUGCGUCGCCUGGGUCACCUUCGCCUGCGUCUCCGGCCACGGAGGAUUCGUGGACACGCUGCUGUCGUGGAAGGCGUUCGUGCCCCUGAGCAAGAUGACCUUCAUGGUUUACCUGCUGCACCCGCCGCUGAUGUUCAUGUACGCGGCGCACACCAUGAACGCCAUCUACGUCACCCAAUUUAUGGUGGUCUACGUCUACUUUGCGCACCUGCUGGCCUGCUACAUGGCGGCCUUCGUGGGCUGCGUCACCUGCGAGACGCCGUUCAUCAACGUCGAGAAGAUCCUGUUCAAGGCGCUGAACGACUACCGCAAGAGCCGCAAAGCGGAAGCCAGCUCUGCGAGCGCGGCGCGGUUGCAGCCCGCCAGGACCACCGGCGGUGCCGCCGCAGCGAUCGACGGCUGGGCGCACGCCGUGCCCGAGUCUGCAGCAGCGGCGACGGUCAGCCGUUUUGUCGCCGCCGGAUCGGAAUGCGCGCGCGGCGACAGCUGCAGGCUGUAGUCGCGCGCCGCCCAGGGUGCGGCCAGGAGACGUGCUUUGUCGUCGUUACUGCCUGGACAGCUCUGCGAUAUUCACGCUGCCCAAGUGCCCACCGGCCGCGGUACAUCAGGGAUACGGGUAGGGCUUACAGCCCAAGGUACAGGACCUUGUGUGCAUGCUACUGUGGGAAGCACUCGUACAAGGACCGUUAUGGCCCACAUUUUAGCAAAGAAAAAAAAAACAC